GGACCUCCAACGUGCGCUGUUUGCUCCAAGCUUGCUGAAGUUGUUGACCUUUCAGAUGAUCCUGCGAGCUACAAUUUGGACCUCCUGCGUAUCUCUAAUCCAUUUAUUAUUUGACAUUGCAUUGUUGAGAGUAUGUCGGCAAGCUUUUCAUUCCACAACGACGCGAUCGAUGGUCUGGUGUUGGACAAGACUGGAGUCCAGUUUAUUUUCAGGGGGAUUCAACUUAUAUCUAUCGAGGCGAGCCAAGGCAGCAUCAGUGUCGAAAGGCGGAAGAUUGGAACCUGAAACGAGCUUGUGUAGAAGAUUCAUGCGGUCAAUUACAGUCCACACUUCAAGUAACGUGAUAUUUUACUGAUGCGGCUUGAGAUAGCCAUAUCAACGAUCCACGGUUAUGAUGACUUUGCCAGAGGCAUAGAGCUGUACGCAAAACAGUUGUAUUGAUAUUAUAAUUCACCAUAGCUCUCAGUUGUGCCAGACGACUCGACUCGAGCAGA
Suillus subalutaceus is the source of this 494-nucleotide messenger RNA. RefSeq lists its product as uncharacterized. The coding region runs from base 56 to 355 and encodes 99 amino acids. The transcript has a single exon. The record is from RefSeq and is a predicted model, not a curated record. NCBI's taxonomy places the organism in Eukaryota, Fungi, Basidiomycota, Agaricomycetes, Boletales, Suillaceae.